Molecule: messenger RNA, 3312 nt
Organism: Conger conger (European conger)
Lineage: Eukaryota; Metazoa; Chordata; Actinopteri; Anguilliformes; Congridae
Gene: thbs3a
Product: thrombospondin 3a
Exons: 23
Coding region: 122-2998 (958 amino acids)
Biological process (GO): cell adhesion
Cellular component (GO): extracellular region
Molecular function (GO): calcium ion binding; heparin binding
Source: RefSeq, a predicted model, not a curated record
AAGGCUUGGCUGAAGACUAAAGACAGAAAAACCCACAACUUUUCAGUUGCAGUCACGUUUUUCUCUGUUGCACUGAGGGAUUUACAUAUUUGGCCGUCUUCCACGCACCGUUUCUUGGAACAUGGGUGCGAGGCGAUGUGUGCCAGGAUUACUUGUCCUGUCCGCAGCCCUAUUCGCCGGCUUUUGCAGGGCGAAAGAUAUGCAGGAGACGGAAGUGAUCGACGUGCUGACGCUGAACGAUGCCAAGCAGAUCACGGCGGCGGUGGAGAAGGUGGCAGGGGCCCUUGGCACGGUCGAUGACAUCUACAUCACAUCCUCUUUCCGUCUGCCGCUGAAGAUGGGCGGCAUGCUGCUCGGCCUGUACAACAAGCAGGACAACAGGAAGUACCUGGAGCUGGCCAUCAUGGGCAAGAUCAAUAAAGUUCUUGUGCGAUACGUACGGGAGGAUGGCAAGCUUCACACCGUUAACCUCCAGAACGCCAACCUGGCUGACGGACGCCCUCACUCUAUCAUCCUACGGGUGGGCGGGCUCCGCCGGGCAAACCUCAACCUGGAGCUCUACAUUGACUGCCGAUUGGCCGACACCAGCAAGGGCCUCCCCCCAUUGGUCCAGCUCCCGUCAGAUGCAGGAUUGGUGGACAUCCGUAAUGGCUAUAAGGCCUACGCUAGGCUACAGGGCUCUGUGGAGACAUUAAAGAUGGCUCUUGGAGGUAGUGUAGCUACAGCAGGUUCCCUGACAGAAUGUCCUUUCCAGGGAGACUCCUCGGUGUACAACACUGUGAAUGGGGAAGUAAACUCCAUUCUUGGUGAUCACACUAAGGCUCUGAUUGGUCAGCUCAUUAUCUUCAACCAGAUUCUGGGGGAGCUGAGGGAAGACAUCAGAGAACAGGUCAAAGAGAUGGCUCUCAUCAGGAACACUAUACUGGAGUGCCAAGUGUGUGGCUUCACUGAGCCACGGUCCCGCUGCUCUCCGAAUCCCUGCUACAAGGGGGUGCCCUGCGUGGAGUCCCCAAACUUCCCUGGAUACCGCUGUGGGCCCUGUCCCGAGGGUAUGGAGGGCAAUGGUACUCACUGCAGGGACAUUGAUGAGUGUGCCCUCGCCCAGCCGUGCUACACUGCAGCAGGGUGUGCAAACACUGCGAAAGGUUUCACCUGUGAGCCCUGCCCCCCCGGACUCUGGGGGCCCCCCAUCACUGGGGCCGGUUUGGUCUAUGCCAGGAGCCACAAACAGGAGUGUUCAGACAUUGAUGAGUGUUCUGAGGAUGUCUGUGUGCCCAAUUCUCUGUGCAAAAACACUGUGGGUUCUUUUGAGUGUGGCCAAUGCAAAGGAGGCUUUUUUGGAAACCAGACAGUUGGCUGCUUUCCACGGAAAUCUUGUGCCACGAUGAAUUUCAACCCCUGUGAUGCCAAUGCACACUGUAUCAUCCAGUGGAACGGGGAUGUUGCCUGUAGGUGCAAUGUGGGCUGGGCUGGAAACGGACACACUUGUGGUCCAGACAUGGACAUUGAUGGAUACCCAGACCAGUCUCUCCCCUGCAUCGACAACGACAAGCACUGCAAGCCGGACAACUGCAUUUCCACACCCAACUCUGGCCAGGAGGAUGCAGACAUUGACGGGAUUGGUGACCAGUGUGAUAAUGAUGCUGAUGGGGAUGGGAUAAAGAACGUGGAGGACAACUGUCGACUGGUGGCAAACAAAGACCAGCAGAACUCUGACACGGAUUCCUUCGGUGACGCCUGUGACAACUGCCCAAACGUCCCCAACAUUGACCAGAUAGACACUGACAAUAACGGGGAGGGCGACGCUUGUGACAAUGACAUCGACGGAGACGGAAUCCUGAACGUCCUGGACAACUGCCUGAAAGUGCCCAACCCCCUGCAGACAGACCGGGAUGGAGACGGGGUGGGGGAUGCUUGUGACAGCUGCCCUGAAGUCAGCAACCCCAUGCAGACAGACAUUGACAAUGACCUUGUAGGAGACGUGUGCGACACCAACCUCGACAUGGAUGGAGACGGUCACCAGGACUCAAGGGACAACUGCCCCGACAUCCCCAACAGCUCCCAGCUGGACUCGGACAACGACGGCAUCGGUGAUGACUGCGAUGAUGAUGAUGACAACGACGGCAUCCCAGAUUAUGUCCAUCCUGGCCCUGACAACUGCCGGCUCAUAUCCAACCCAAACCAGAAAGACUCCGAUGGAAAUGGGAUGGGCGAUGUGUGUGAGAAAGACUUUGACAACGAUAGCGUGAUGGACCAUAUUGACGUAUGUCCAGAGAGCGCAGAGGUCACACUAACAGACUUUAGAGCCUAUCAGACGGUCAUCCUGGACCCUGAGGGAGAUGCCCAAAUUGACCCCAACUGGGUGGUGCUCAAUCAGGGUAUGGAGAUUGUUCAGACCAUGAACAGUGAUCCCGGAUUAGCUGUGGGCUACACGGCCUUCAACGGUGUGGACUUUGAGGGCACAUUCCACAUCAACACAGUGACAGAUGACGACUAUGCCGGCUUCAUCUUUGGCUACCAGGACUCAUCCAGCUUCUACGUGGUGAUGUGGAAGCAAACGGAACAGACCUACUGGCAGUCCAUCCCCUUCCGUGCCUUGGCUGAACCAGGCCUGCAACUGAAGGCGGUGAAGUCUCGCACCGGCCCGGGUGAGUUCCUGCGCAAUGCUCUGUGGAAUACGGGGGACACUGCAGGCGAGGUCAAGCUGCUCUGGAAAGAUCCACGGAACGUGGGCUGGAGGGACAAGACCUCUUACCGCUGGCAGCUCAGCCACCGCCCACAGGUGGGCUACAUCAGACUGAAGCUGUAUGAGGGGCAUGCUCUGGUGGCUGACUCGGGUGUGAUCGUCGACACCACCAUGAGAGGCGGACGUCUGGGUGUCUUCUGCUUCUCUCAGGAGAACAUCAUCUGGUCCAACCUGGGCUACCGCUGCAACGAUACAGUCCCAGAUGACUUCAGCACGUACCGGAGACAGAUACAGAUGAACCUCCACGUGUGAGGAACGUGCGUGAAGGCGAGGGGGGUGUGGGGCAGAUGGACACUCUGUGGGCACAGCAUCACCUGUGUCUAUCAGCUCAUGUGUUGUCGUGUGAUUGUCUGUAUGGGGAGAGGAACCGCACUCUUCUUGUCCUGGUCACACUGAAGUGAAGCUGGGGGCUAGCGUUACCUGCAAGCUAAACACAAUUAUAAGCUGAUUUUCAUCAGGCUGAUUAGCUGCUGAGCAAGGGCAGUGAGGCCUCUGUCCCAUCCUCAUUGUGUGGAUGUGACUGAGUAUUACGAGUGGAACAUGUGUAUACGUGUGUAUGUGUGCGU